Messenger RNA from Micropterus dolomieu (smallmouth bass), 441 nucleotides. RefSeq names its product beta-synuclein-like. The record is from RefSeq and is a predicted model, not a curated record. The transcript has 3 exons. NCBI's taxonomy places the organism in Eukaryota, Metazoa, Chordata, Actinopteri, Centrarchiformes, Centrarchidae. Gene Ontology annotation, cellular component: cytoplasm; axon terminus; neuronal cell body. Gene Ontology annotation, molecular function: cuprous ion binding. Gene Ontology annotation, biological process: synapse organization; synaptic vesicle endocytosis; chemical synaptic transmission. The annotation marks the transcript as partial.
AGCAUCUGCUUAUAGGCUCAACUGCACACAUAUUUCAGACGGUGAUAUUUGCUUGACAAACCUGUCCGAGAGAAAAUCAGGGCGGUGGCAUCGUUUGAUUUUCGUGUCUUGUCACACGAUUUAAUACCGUGCGCUUCGAUCCCUUCUAAUUGCGCCUGUUUUGACAUCCUGACAGCUGUGUGUGCGUGUAAUUUCGGAGCCAAUCAAGCAGCCAUGGACGCGUUAAUGAAGGGUUUCUCUAAAGCCAAGGAUGGGGUCGUGGCAGCGGCGGAGAAAACCAAGCAGGGAGUGACUGGAGCAGCUGAGAUGACGAAAGAUGGGGUUAUGUAUGUCGGUACCAAAACAAAGGAUGGAGUCACAACAGAACCUGCCUAUCUCCCCAUGGGCCAAGCGUUGCCAUUCCUCAUAUAUAACAAGCAGAGAAGCCAGGGGAGACUUCCU